AUGGUGUCCAUGGAGAAAAAGAGUGCCAUCCUCAUGAGCUUCGGCUCCAUCCUGGUGGUGGUCGGAGCUGUGAUGGCCAUUUUCUGGCCAUCUUUAUUUAUGUUAGUGCUGAAGGGAAUCAUGGUGCUGGCACCUGAUUCCACUUCUUACAACAUCUGGAAGGAGAUACCCAUACCAAUGUACCUAGAAUUCUUUAUGUUUAACAUCAGCAAUGUUGAUGACAUUCUAGCUGGGAAGAAUGUGAAGAUGCAGGUUGAACAAUUUGGACCAUACGUGUUUAAGGAGAACCACAAAAAGGUUAACAUCACAUUCAACGACAACUCGACUGUGACUUUCUACAACGAACGAACAUGGUUCUAUGAGCCUGAAAUGUCGAAUGGGACCCUCGAUGACGUCAUCACCAGCAUUAAUCCGAUUAUAGCGACGGUAGCCUACGUCCUCCGCAACCAACAUCCAUUACUGAAGGUUCCCGUGGAUGUUUUCAUGAGAAUGUUCCACGACAACCUGUUUCUAACGGCACCAGUAAGAAAUUGGUUGUUCGAUGGUAUAGAGGAUCCGGUAUUGAAUGUCGCAAAUCAUUUCCCUGAUCUACCCAUCAAUAUACCGUACGAUAAAUUUGGAUGGUUUUAUGAGCGCAAUGGGUCCAAGGAAUUCGAUGGCAUAUUCCUCAUGAACACUGGCGCUAAAGACUUUUCCUCUCUGGGUAAUGUGGAGAAAUGGCGGUAUUCUGAACGAUCCAACUUUAGGGACGAAUGUGGAGUGGUCAAAGGAUCGACGGGAGAACUCUGGGCUCCUGAACUCGGUCAGGAAGAGAUCACAGUAUUCGCCCCAGAUAUAUGCACGUACAUGAAUCUCGCGAGAACCGACAACCCAGUGGAGGUUUUAGGCGUUCAAGGUGUUGAGUACGCAGCAAAUAAUUCAUUAUUCGACAACGGCUACAGAUAUCCCAGUAAGGCGUGUUAUUGCGACGUAGUUCGUGACGACAACUGUCUCCCGCCGGGCGCUCUGAACGUGUCUUCGUGUAGGUUCGGUGCACCAGCCUUCGUGUCACAGCCACACUUCUAUCAGAUGGAUCCUCAUUAUCCACAGAAGAUUGAGGGUCUGAAUGCUACCGAUGAUAUGAAUUUCCGUCUAUCCUUGGAGAUGUACACGGGCAUGCCUCUGUCCGUGGCCGCUCAGCUACAGAUCAAUCUGCUGGUCAGACACGUGGAUGCUAUCACUAUAAACAACCAACUUCCCGACCGUGAUACGUUGGUUCCAAUGUUUUGGUUCCGUCAAGAGUUGUUCAUGACAGAGGAAUACGCCAGCCUCGCGAGGCUCGCGCUCGGAGUAAACUUCGGCGUGCCGAUAGGACUAUACACUAUAACGGUCAGUAUAAUAUAUACCACAAACAUUUUUUGA
Danaus chrysippus (African queen) is the source of this 1401-nucleotide messenger RNA. The record is from the annotation of a GenBank genome assembly. Lineage: Eukaryota; Metazoa; Arthropoda; Insecta; Lepidoptera; Nymphalidae.